This is a messenger RNA of Quercus lobata, 1823 nucleotides long. RefSeq names its product UDP-Glycosyltransferase superfamily protein. NCBI's taxonomy places the organism in Eukaryota, Viridiplantae, Streptophyta, Magnoliopsida, Fagales, Fagaceae. The record is from RefSeq and is a predicted model, not a curated record. The transcript has a single exon. The coding region runs from base 165 to 1559 and encodes 464 amino acids. Gene Ontology annotation, molecular function: UDP-glucosyltransferase activity.
UCUCUCCCACUUAUCUAGUUAAGAAUGAUAGAUAUCAAUUAUUUUGUUUAAAGAGUUGUAUUCAAUAUUUGCUACAAGUUGUGUUUAGAAUCUGAUACAACAUCUGUUCUAGAUAGGAUAGCCACUACUAGUUCUUCCUUACCCUUUUUCCCUUGAUUAUAGAAAUGGCUGAAUGCAAGAGCUUAGAGCUUCACAUCGCCAUGUUCCCAUGGUUUGCAACUGGCCAUAUGACCCCCUUUCUCCAUCUCUCUAAUGAGAUUGCUAAGAGAGGCCACAAAAUCACUUUCAUACUGCCCAAAAAAGCUCAAAUUCAGCUACAACAUUUAAAUCUUCAUCCAAAUUUCAUCACCUUUCAUCCCCUUACAAUCCCUCACGUUGAUGGCCUCCCACUUGGUGCAGAGACUGCCUCAGACAUAUCAAUAUCUUUGGUCCAUUUGCUUGCCAUUGCCAUGGAUCGCACACGUGAACAAGUUGAAAAUAUUCUCCGAGCUAAAACUCCAGAUAUGGUAUUCUAUGACAAUGCACAUUGGAUACCAGAAAUCACCAAACAGCUUGGAAUCAAAUCAAUUUGCUACAAUGUUGUUUCUGCUGCAUCGCUUGCAAUUGCUAUGGUUCCAACACGUAAUGUUCCCAAGGAUAGAGCCAUUACAAAAGAGGAAUUAAAGCAACUACCAGUAGGCUACCCUUCAUCGACCAUAGUCCUUCAUAGCCAUGAAGUUGAUUCUUUAUCAUUCAUUUCUCUACCCUUUGGAGAUGGGAUAACAUUUUACGAUCGUGUCACAACCGCCAUGAAAGAAAGUGAUGUGAUAUCUAUUAGAACAUGCCAAGAAAUGGAAGGACAAUUGUGUGACUAUGUGGGGAAUCAAUUCGGAAAGUCUGUGUUGUUAACAGGACCAGUGUUACCAGAGCCCUCUAAGAGUCCUUCGAAAGGCAUGUGGGCCACUUGGUUGGAUGGGUUUGAGCCUGGGUCAAUGGUGUUUUGUGCAUUUGGGUCUCAAAUCAUUCUUGAAAAGAAGCAAUUUCAAGAACUAUUAUUAGGGUUUGAGUUAAUAGGGUUGCCAUUUCUAAUAGCCCUGAAACCGCCAAUGGAAUGUGCAACAGUUGAGGAGGCAUUGCCAAAUGGGUUCAAGGAAAGGGUUAAAGAGAGAGGAAGAGUUUUUGGGGGUUGGGUGGAACAACCAUUGAUACUUAGUCACCCAUCAAUUGGGUGCUUUGUGAGCCAUUGUGGGUUUGGAUCAAUGUGGGAGUCUUUGAUGAGUAACUGUCAAAUAGUGCUCGUGCCACAUCUUGGUGACCAAAUAUUGAACACUAGGUUACUUGUUGAAGAGAUGAAGGUUGCUGUGGAGGUGGAGAGGGAAGAAUGUGGGUGGUUUUCAAGAAAGAACUUAAGCAAGGCGAUCAAGUCUGUGAUGGAUAAAGAUAAUGAGGUGGGUAUUAUGGUGAAGAAGAACCAUGCAAAAUGGAAAGAGAUAUUAGCUAGCCCAAACUUCAUGAGUGGUUAUAUGGAUAAAUUUGUCCAAAACUUGCAAGAUCUUGUACUAGUAAAUAAAAAAGCAUAAUUCCAGAGUUUGGUUCAUGUACUAAAACGUUAAGGAUCUUUGUUGUUGUUGAAUAACUGUUCACUUUCAUGGGGUCAUAAAUUUAGUAGAUUUUGACCCUUAGCUUCAGUCUCUCUCUUCCCUCCCCAUGAUUGUCCAUUGCUUUGAGGAAGCCAUUAAGUGUGAUGAUACUCUCGCUAGGAUCGGAAGAAAUUAGCUUGUGGACUUUGUUCUUUUUCGUGCUUUACAUCUAGAGGUUGUAGAUGUCUUUGAUUAAUGAAUUAA